AUGGAGCUGCCCUAUCAACCAGUCUAUGUGAUGAUCCCAUCAUCCAAUGAAUCAAUUGAGAGCGAGCGUCUUCUUCUUCGACCGAUUUGUGACUCUGACGCUGCCGCCCUGUUAGCUAUUCGUGGGCGACCUGAAGUAGCCAAGACAAACUACCCCAAGGAGCCUUUCAAGUCCAUUGAGCAUACCCGUGAAUGGAUGGCAAGCAAGGUCUUUCUCAAGGGUCCAGAAGACAUCAUUGGGCGCUCCUUUAACUUUGCAAUUCUCGAUAAAUCGAUCCCGCCAUCAGAGGAGCAGCUAGUGGGAUACGUCAGUGUGAACACCCUUGAACCAUGCCCUGAAAUCGGGUACUCUCUUCUUCCAGAGUCAUGGGGCAAGGGUUAUGCCACGGAAGCAUUACGAAUGCUGUUGAAAAAGUGGUGGGAUCUCCCAAGAAGGAACAGGGUUGAAGAUAACGCGGCCGAAGAGAAAAUCUACGCUAUUUGUGAGAAGCAGAAUAUCGGGAGCACGGCGGUCCUCCGCAAAUGUGGUUUCGAAAUCGUUUCAGAUUUUUGUUUUGGGUCAGAUGAGUUAUUCAUAUGGGCUUUGAAGAAGCCAUAA
Penicillium daleae is the source of this 597-nucleotide messenger RNA. Its product is annotated as GNAT family N-acetyltransferase. The transcript is spliced from 2 exons. Bases 1 to 597 code for a protein of 198 amino acids. Gene Ontology annotation, molecular function: acyltransferase activity, transferring groups other than amino-acyl groups. The record is from RefSeq and is a predicted model, not a curated record. NCBI's taxonomy places the organism in Eukaryota, Fungi, Ascomycota, Eurotiomycetes, Eurotiales, Aspergillaceae.